Messenger RNA from Echinostoma caproni, 606 nucleotides. Lineage: Eukaryota; Metazoa; Platyhelminthes; Trematoda; Plagiorchiida; Echinostomatidae. The record is from the annotation of a GenBank genome assembly.
AUGUCGAGUCUCUGUUUCUCAUUUCUUCUUUUGAUCACAUGGAUCGGGUUAUUCGGUCACGUGAUUCAAGCCGAAUACCCGCCGGAAUUCACACACCAGGUUCAAAAUUAUCCGAAUGUGAUCGAUUCGAAGGAUCAAUGUUUGCCACUUAAGGGGAACUAUGAUCAUCCGACCACAUUUGUCUGUGACCCAUUCCGUCUGUUGACUGUGGAUCAAAUCAAUCGGUUGAACAAGCUUCUGCAGGAUGAUUAUUCCCGAGAUGGCAGUCAGUGCAGCGUGACCAAUCCUAAUCCCGUGAUUGGUGUCGCAUUGACCAACCGGCUCAAAGUUGGAAACGAAAGUCCGGAUCGCCUUUUGGACUACGCGUCGAUCUUCGCGUAUUACCUGUUCCGGGAAUGGAACUUGCCCUUCAAAUGUCACACUGGAUCGGAUAAGAUUAUCAUUUUCUACUCGAAGGAUGACGGCGUUCUUUACACGUUUGCUGGGGACCUGAUCGAACGCAAGCUUUCGUCGCAGCAACUGAUCGAUAUUGCAGUGCAGUCCCGGGUUUACUUCUCGAAUGGAAUUUAUGAGGGUAUUGCUUAUCUCAUUCAACAAUACAAGUGA